Messenger RNA from Castor canadensis (American beaver), 1759 nucleotides. It is a transcript of the gene Tmem71, whose product is annotated as transmembrane protein 71. The record is from RefSeq and is a predicted model, not a curated record. NCBI's taxonomy places the organism in Eukaryota, Metazoa, Chordata, Mammalia, Rodentia, Castoridae.
CCUAAGAACUACACUUUCUUCUCUUCAAGGAAACAGCGCCCAAAAUAAGAGGCCACUGAAGUCCAAACUUCUCUGCAGAUGCCUGCACACAGCAGGGGUGUGUGUAGUGCCCAUUAGACAGGAGGGUAGGACUCCUCUUAUCAAGGACUUCUGCACUUGUUGACAUUCUGAUGCUGCUUUCAGCUGAACAACUUCUCAACCCUCAAUUUCUCUGCUGUCAGCCACAGGAAGCUUUGUAUUUCAGUAAUUAUUCUGUCAUUUCUCAUUUGGAAGAAGAGACCGGGGACUCCCUCUGGAAGGAACAUAAAAUCUGUGAAGUUUGAACGAGCGGCCUUCCCAAGAUGUACUGAAUCUCUCAACUGAUGUCAACACCAGUAGCAAAUAAAUAUCCCUCUAGAAUGGACAGAGAACAUGCUAGAGAGCCAUCCCCCCACGUGCAUUUUCCCAAGCUUUGAUUUCCUUGAUGGUGACAUUUCCUUUGAAUGCUGCACUAUAGAUCCCCUGACAGGCUGCCACUGUGCCUGCCGCAGAAGUCCCAGACUCCUCACCAAUGGCUACUACAUUUGGACAGAGGAUAGUUUCCUCUGUGGUGGAGAUGGCAACAUCAGUUUGAACCCUUCUCAGACCAGUGUUAUGUACAAGGAGAACUUAGUUAGAAUAUUUAGAAAGAAAAAGAGAAUCCGCCGUUCCUUUUCUUCUCUCUUCAACCUCAGCACCUCUAAAUCCUGGCUGGAUGGAAGUAUCUUUGGUGAUAUCAGCUCUUCCCCAAAUGAAGACAUCUGGUUGGAAGGAGUCAGAAGGCUGGACACGAACCAUUCUGAUGAAAACAGAGGUGAUUUUGACAGUCCUCUGCCUGAUGACUCCAAGUUGGCAAAGACAAUUUCAGAGUCGGUGGAAGCCUCCUUUUCUGGCCACAUCCUAGCUCAACCUCCCAUGAAACUCUCCCAGGACUCCUCUCUUCAGUCUUCAAAGAGAGCUCCUAAACACUUCAGAGAAAACAUUUUGGAUCAUUCAAAAACCAGUCCUUUGAGAGAGGCCUCCUUUCAGACAGUUCUGCUUAUUACAUGCUUCAUUAUUUCCGCAUGUGCAAGAUGGUUUACAGGAGGUGCAGUAGCCAAUGUCUUCACAUGUGCAUUGAUACUAACUAUAGUUUACAUUGUGAGAUCACUGUUUCACAGCCUCGCCAGCUAUUUCAAAACCACUGCCUGUGCUCAAUUUGCCAAAAUUUGACAACCAGUGAGAAAUGCCGCUGAUGAAUGUCUUCAAUCUGAGUAUCCGGAAACUGUCCGACUUGCAGUCUACUUGCAAUCAACUGCUUUAUUGGAAGGAAGUGAGCAAUUGGAUAAUUGAGUAAAAAAUUGCAAUUAGGGUAUGUGAUUUUUUUAAAAAGAAAUCUCAGUUUCCCCUCAUUUUGGUAAUACACUCGUGAAAGUAAUGUUAAUUUGCCUUUCCUUUGCAAACACUGGCAGCUGAAAGGAAAAGGACUGGGGAAAGUAACAGAGGAUAGAAUGCUGGCAGUGAAUAUUUCCCUGUUAUCCCCAGGGCCAAACAUUAACUUUCCUUGAAGAAUUCUGUGAGAUGCUUUCAGCAUUGCAGAUUCCUGGGUCUUCUGUCUAUGCCUAUGCUUUACUGGCCUGCUUUAACUGAAUAAUAAAAAUGAGUUUGUAUGCCCAAUGUUGGCUUGAAAAUAAAUGACUAGAGUUUGUACUACAACACAAUGUUCUGGAAGUUCAUUGUUCUCCCCAAAUGUAGCUUGAUA